Microthlaspi erraticum is the source of this 1590-nucleotide messenger RNA. Lineage: Eukaryota; Viridiplantae; Streptophyta; Magnoliopsida; Brassicales; Brassicaceae. The record is from the annotation of a GenBank genome assembly.
AUGUACUGUGGAGCUGUAAGAAGGGUAUCACGGAAAGAUAUAAAACUGGUUUCAUUUGCCAUGGAAAUGGAGGAUAACGAUCCGAAAAGCGAUCGGUAUAACGAAUGUUUUUAUGCGGGAGACUCUAGAGAAUACAUUAGUUUGCUAAAUGCUAAUAAGAAACCACUUCAUGAUGUUAUGGGUUUUAGAAAAGAGAGAAAUGGUACCACAAUGGACAUUGCACUUCAGUGGUGCGUAGAUGGAUACACAGAGACAAUGCUAGGAUUUGCCAAUAGCAUCCGCACCAAUGAUGGUGGAACACAUAUAGAUGGUGUGAAAGCUUCUAUAACAAGAACUCUUAACCGCCUUGCGAGAAAGUCGAAAGUUGUCAGGGACGAGAAUAUUACCUUCAGUGGGGAGCAUGUUAGGGAAGGACUCACUUGCGUAGUCUCAGUCAUUGUGCCAAAUCCUGAGUUUGAAGGCCAAACACAGACGAGGUUAGGAAAUCCAUAUGUGAGGGAAAUUGUUGAGCAAUCAGUGCAGGAGUACCUAACAGGGUAUUUUGAAUUGCAUCCAGAUGUACUUGAGAGCAUCAUCUCCAAAUCCUUGAACGCUUACAAGACUGCUUUUGCUAUCAAGAGGUUAAGGGAAUUGCCAAGACCAAAAAGUGUAUCAACGCCCUGCACCGUUCCUGAGAAACUGACCAACCGCUCUUCUGAAAAAUCUGAGAUCAUAGGCAGAGGAGAUUCUUCUAGUGGUGCUGCAAAACAUGUCCAUGAGAGGCGUUCCCAGACCAAAAGGACACGGGAACAGCCUUGGAGUGAUGGUGCAGUCUCUACAGCUCCUGGAGAAUCUUUAGGGAAGACUAGUGAUUCAAGUCUUGAGAGGAAACGCCAGAAACUGCAGAAGUCUUGUGUUCCAUCCUCACAUCCCUCUUUUUCUACACGACAAAAAACUGCUCAUGCUUCAGACCCACCAAACCCUAAAAAUGUUAGCCACAAGACCCUCAAAGAUCUAGCUCCUAGCUCUGAGAAAACCGGACCAUGUAUCCCAGUCGGUCCUGGUUUCCAAGCUGAAAUUCCGGUGUGGAUUGCCCCUACCAAGAAGGGUAAAUUUUAUGGCAGUCCCGGGGAUUCCGACACUCUUAAAUGGCUUGGGACUGGUGUUUGGCCAACUUAUAGCCUAAAGAAGAAAGCUCACUACAAAAAGGUCGGCGAAGGAAGAUCCGACGACUCGUGUUCUUGUGAUUCUCCAAGAUCAACCAAUUGCGUAAACCAACACAUUAAAGAAACAACGGAGCUUCUAGAGAAAGACAUAAACCGUGCUUUCUAUACUUGGGAGUUUGAUAAAAUGGGUGAAGAACUUGGAUCAAAGUCAUGGACAGCCAACGAGGAGAGAAGGUUCAAAGAUCUUGUGAAGAAGAAUCCUUUGUCAACUACUGAAGGAUUUUGGGAUAUUGCUGCCAAGGCUUUCCCAAGGAAAAGUCUCAAUGAUCUCCGCAGUUACUAUUAUAACGUUUUCCUCAUCAGACGUAUGAUAUUGCUUACUCACUCUUCUGCUGACCACAUCAGUAGCGAUGAUGACCACAACGAUGACUUCUUAGCUGGAUAA